AUGGUCACAAUCUUCCUUUCCAUCCUACUGAGCGCCACAGCACAGAUCCUCUAUGACCCCGAUACCAACAUUGUGCUUUGCCGCCAGAAUGGUGGAAGUUACUGCCUUCACGGCUCGCUCAAGGGGCCUACUCUGAUUAGUUGUGCUUCGAAUGUGUCUGUCGAGAUUUAUCCCUGUAACAUCCUGCUUUCUAAGGUGCUCCCAGAUGAGUACAAGCAAGCUGCGACCUGUCAUGAAACUUCUCCCUCGGCCGGCGACGCUCUCUGCGCCUUCAACGGUACCGGCUACGUUCUCUCCAGCCCCGUUCUUCCGGUUUCCGUUCCCGACACUCUCCUCUGUGAGGACACUCAACAGUUUGGACAAGGAGAAGCUCCCAACGUUAGUAGCACUGCUGUUGUCUACGGACCGUCUACCUCUCCCCAGAAAGAUUGGCCUUCAAAUUCUGUGCCACGACUUACGCGCACUUCGACCGCCUACACUACCAUCACAGUCAUCGCAUUGAGCACAACCUUGGAAGUCCCUACAGCCACCUCUACCACCAAUCCCACUCUGUUUAAACGAAACUAUCCCUGUCCAAACCCACGCACCGAAUCCUCUUCGACCGAGUGGCCUACCCCCACCCCCGUGAGUCUCCAUGAGCUGGCUGAACUCUCAACUCCCGAAGCAUCCCCCUCCCUAACCUCCACCCGUCACCUGUCCACCUCCACUUCGACAAUCUACAUGUACAAAGGCUCCGUGGUCCCUGCAACCUUCUCUCCGCAGGAAACCGGCACUGCUAGCCGCAUCACGGUGGUUAUCACUUUCACCGCCAAGGCGUCAAAAACCACCGUCACUGAUGAGAGCCCCGACCUCACUACGCUGACAGGCAGUCAUUCCCCUACCCAUAAAGGGGUGGUAAAUUCCGGCUCCGCGGAGGUGGUCACGGCGUCCCUGUGGGUAUUGGGUUGCAUCAUGGUCUGCAUGGCGCUUAUCUGCCUGUGGAUGAUGUGGGACGACGACUGA
Molecule: messenger RNA, 1002 nt
Organism: Aspergillus uvarum CBS 121591
Lineage: Eukaryota; Fungi; Ascomycota; Eurotiomycetes; Eurotiales; Aspergillaceae
Exons: 4
Coding region: 1-1002 (333 amino acids)
Source: RefSeq, a predicted model, not a curated record